GAUACUCCUUCAGGUUGCGAUCUUUAUCGUGAGUACACAUAUCUUCAAGGGCUCAAAAACAAUCCCGAUCAGGAUAAUGGCAUGGAAACCCCCACGUCCCUUGCGUCGGAAUGAAACCGUCGAUUCUGGAAUGUAACGAUCUGCAAGAGGAGGUGCCGAGGCCAAUACGUAAGAAGGUAAACAAAAGGGGACCGAAUUUCCACUGAUCCAGAGAUCUGUUCCAUCUGAAGUUGCAAACCCCCCCCCCCCUCCAGAGUGGCAACAAUACCAACUACACAAUAUGUCAAUCUCGACACUUCAGCCUCCUUACCCUCUCCACCCUUCCGUUAAGGACCUCUUGGAUCCCGAAUAUAUUUCCUUCUAUAACGAGUAUGUCAUCAACCAGCAGCAAGUCCAUCUGCAACCCGUCGAAGCCUCCCGAACAAGCGGGGUUCUGAUCCCUGGCGGGGGUCCGCUCCUCAAGGUCGGAAAGACAGAGGAUAUCACGAUCAAGCGACGCGCGACAGAAGGUUCAGAAAUUUUGUUGCGCGCAUUCACCCCAGCUGGGGAGACACCAAGCGGAGGGUGGCCAGUGAUGCUGUAUUUCCACGGGGGUGGAUGGGUCCUGGGGAAUAUCAACACGGAGAAUCCGGUUUGCACAAAUCUGUGCGUGAGAGGAAACUGCGUCGUAGUUACAGUUGAUUACAGGCUCGCCCCAGAAAAUCCUUUUCCCGCAGCCGUCCAUGACUGUUGGGAAUCUCUUCUCUGGCUGAUUUCUGACGGACCCUCACGACUCUCUAUUAACACAUCUAAGAUGGCGACCGGUGGCUCCUCAGCGGGCGGAAAUCUAGCCUCAAUCAUCACCCACAAAGCCCUAACGCUUUCACCACCCGUCUACUUCCUUGCCCAGCUCCUCUCUGUUCCAGUAACAGAUAAUACAGCAACAGUCCAGAACAACGAAUCCUACAGGCUUUACGAGCACACACCGGCCCUUCCAGCUGCCAAGAUGGUGUGGUACCGCGAUCACUAUCUGCCCAAUCAUGAGGAUCGCACCAAUCCCGAAGCAAGCCCCUUGUUCUACGAGGGCGACUGGUCGAAGCUGCCGAGGGCAUUGGUCAUGGUCGGCGAGUUGGAUGUGCUUCGAGUGGAGGGAGAGCAGUAUGCGGAGAAACUGAGCAAAGCUGGGGUCGAGGUGGAUUUGCAGGUGAUGAAGGGCAUGCCACAUCCAUUCUUGGCGAUGGAUAAGGUGUUGAAAGAAGGGAAGAGGUCGAUUACUUUGAUGUGUGACCUCUUGAAAGAGGUGUUCUGGUCUUAGUUACAUAUCUUAGAGUAGCUGUACACGAUGGUCACUGUAUCUGCAAUCUAUGGA
Aspergillus caelatus is the source of this 1348-nucleotide messenger RNA. Its product is annotated as alpha/beta hydrolase. NCBI's taxonomy places the organism in Eukaryota, Fungi, Ascomycota, Eurotiomycetes, Eurotiales, Aspergillaceae. Bases 281 to 1294 code for a protein of 337 amino acids. The record is from RefSeq and is a predicted model, not a curated record. Gene Ontology annotation, molecular function: hydrolase activity. The transcript is spliced from 2 exons.